Messenger RNA from Ylistrum balloti, 1951 nucleotides. Its product is annotated as transmembrane protein 184B-like. Gene Ontology annotation, molecular function: transporter activity. The coding region runs from base 90 to 1478 and encodes 462 amino acids. Lineage: Eukaryota; Metazoa; Mollusca; Bivalvia; Pectinida; Pectinidae. The record is from RefSeq and is a predicted model, not a curated record. Gene Ontology annotation, biological process: transport. The transcript is spliced from 8 exons.
AUAUUUAUACAUUUAAAUGUUGUGCAAGAAAGCAUUAUCAUGAAAUGACGCUUUAAUUGUUUAAAUCAUCUGUCAAUUUGCAUGCCAAGAUGAACCCGAAUGGCACAAGUGUGCCUGUCUUAGACCUUACUUCACCUAUACCUGUUACAACAAGUAUCCCUGGUAACCACAGCUCCAUGACAACAGCUCUGCCAGCCCUGGAGAAUGUGACAGCCAAUGCAUCAUAUAUCCAACCCCUGAUCUUCCUUCAGACCAGGGCAGCCCAGGGCAUAGGGGGUAUAUUUGCAUUCUUGGCCCUCCUAAUUACUGUACACCAGAUUUAUCUUCACUUACGAUACUACACCUGCCCUAAUGAGCAGCGAUGGAUUGUGAGGAUCCUGUUCAUUGUCCCAAUCUACUCCUUUGAUUCCUUCCUGAGUCUCAUGUUUUUCAACAAUGACAAUUACUAUGUGUACUUUGACAGUAUCAGAGAUUGUUACGAAGCAUUUGUGAUCUACAGUUUCCUGAGUCUGUGUUAUGAAUACCUCGGUGGUGAGAGCUCUAUCAUGUCAGAAAUCAGAGGCAAGCCAAUCAAAUCCAGCUGGAUUUGGUGUACAUGUUGCCUUUCUGGGAGGCAGUACACCAUAGGGUUUCUCAGAUUCUGUAAACAGGCUACACUUCAAUUCUGUAUUGUGAAACCUGUGAUGGCAGUGAUCACUCUGGUACUUCAGGCCUUCAGCUUGUACAAAGACGGCAACUUCUCACCAAGUUCUGGUUACCUGUAUAUCAUGCUAAUCUACAACCUGUCCAUCAGUCUGGCGUUGUACGCACUUUUCUUGUUUUACUUCGCCACAAGAGAGUUGCUGAGCCCAUAUGACCCCAUAUGGAAAUUCUUCACUGUCAAAUCUGUUAUCUUUUUAUCAUUCUGGCAAGGUGUUGUGCUGGCUAUUCUUGAGAAAGGAGGUGCAAUAAGUCCCAUAUACUCUGAGGAUGGUGUGAUGAGACAAGGAAUGGGUACGGUGUCUGCUGGCUAUCAGAACUUCUUCAUCUGUAUCGAGAUGGUGUUUGCUGCUUUAGCUCUAAGGUUUGCAUUCCCGCAUUCCAUUUACAGUUCAGGUCCCACCUCUACUGCUGGACGAACAGUGUCACUACAGAGUAUCUCAAGCAGUCUGAAAGAAACCAUGAAUCCAAGGGACAUCAUGCAGGACGCCAUUCACAAUUUCCACCCUCAAUACCAGCAGUACACACAGCAGGGAAUGAAGAUACCCCAGGAGGAGGAGGCCGCAGAUGGCUGGCCAUAUGACCAGUACCAAAAUCGGCCUGUGCAGAAUGGCAAUGGCCCAUCCUCUGUGGCGGCAAAUACACUCAACACAAACCCAACAACACGUAAUCAACCUCGACCGCCUACCCAGCCAGCUAAUAAUGGGGCAACAAUUACACCUCACAGAAGGUUCAAUGAGAAGACAACUCUUUUAAGUUCAGAUGAUGAAUUCCAGUGAUGAGACCUUAUAGACAACUUUAAUUCAGUAGAUGAGAAUAAUUGUUUUAACCAAGGUAGUUGGUGUAUUGUGUGUGUAUAGAGCUGGUCUAUUGAGUAAGAAUGUUUGGUCUAAUAACACACCUUGUACCUGUUAGACUGACCCUCUCACAUCACUAAAAUAAUCAGAGAUCGGGGCAUUGUGAUUAAACUGUUAAAUUUUGGUUUAGCAUAGGAUACCAUUUUCUCCCACGCCGAUCUUAAUAGAAAUAUAUAUUAAAAAAUUCUUUCACUUCCUCAGGAAAAAGAUGGGCAAGCCUUUACCUGAAGGUUAAGAUUUUUGCAUGUGUUAAACAUAAAUUUCAGCUGUAUCCUUAUUUUAGUAAUUUUCUUGCCAACUUAUGAUUGUGUCAAUGGAAGGCUUAUUUUCUAUUACACUGAAGUCAGGCAAGGCUUGCCAAGGAUCUGAUCAUUUAUCAGUCUUAUCCCUGCCAC